Messenger RNA from Xenopus tropicalis (tropical clawed frog), 9537 nucleotides. RefSeq names its product mucin-5AC-like. Lineage: Eukaryota; Metazoa; Chordata; Amphibia; Anura; Pipidae. The transcript is spliced from 50 exons. Gene Ontology annotation, cellular component: extracellular region. The record is from RefSeq and is a predicted model, not a curated record. The coding region runs from base 1 to 9180 and encodes 3059 amino acids.
AUGGAGCAGCAGGAUGCACAAGCCCUGUCAUUACCGUCUGCCACAAGAGAGGCAGAAAUGGAUGUGACCUUCAGGCCACCGGACAUAUAUCAUUACGAUGAACAUCUUCGAAUGGUGAAACCCCCUGGAACAAUGUCCAAUGAAAUCUGCAGUUAUUGGAACUUCCAUUAUAAUACCUUUGAUGGAGAUAUCUUCUACUUUCCUGGAACCUGUAAUUAUAUUUUAUCCUCUGAUUGCAAGAGCACCUAUGAAGACUUCAUUAUUCAGAUUCAAAACACCUUGGAGAAUGGAACUAUUUACACAAAAAUUAUUAUGAAAAUUGAUAUGUUGAUUGUGGUACUACUGAACAACACUGUUUUGGUCAACGGCGAGUUAACGGAGCUACCACAUAGCUCAUCAGGAGUAAUGAUUAAUAAAAUUGGUGUUUACACAAAAGUUACCUCCAAAAUUGGCUUGGAAUUCAAUAUGAAUGAUGAUGGCAGCCUCAUGCUCCGACUUGAUCCAAAAUAUUCUAAUGAGACUUGUGGACUUUGUGGUGACUAUAAUGGGAUGUCUAAGAUCAAUGAAUUUACAAGCAGUUCUGGAAUUGAAAUCAGUGAAACUGAAUUUGGCAACCUCCAAAAAGUGAAUGUCCCAAAUGAAAAAUGUGAAGAUGUAGUUGAUCCCAAUUGGGAGAGCUGUAAUGAAACUGGUGAAAUAUGUGCAAAUAUUCUAAAUGGCCCAAGUUUUGUAGAUUGUCUACUUGUCCUUCCUAUUGAUGAUUAUGUAUAUUCAUGCAUGGAAGAUUUAUGUACCUGUAAAGAAGACAUGUCAUCUGACUGCAUUUGUUCCACAAUUGCUGAGUAUUCCCGUCAAUGUAUUCGUAAUGGUGGGACACCCGGAAACUGGAGAACUCAGGAACUUUGUCCUAAAACUUGUCCUCUCAACUUGGAAUACAAUGAGUGUGGGCCUUCUUGUAGAGACAGCUGUUCAAACCCAGAACGGGGUUCUAUCUGUGAAAAUCGGUGUGUGGAAGGUUGCUUCUGCCCCUCAGGAAUGGUGCUUGAUGAUAUUGAAUACCUAGGUUGCAUUAACCUUACUGAAUGUGCCUGCACAUACAAUGGAAAUGUUUUUCUCCCAGGAGCAAAUUACUCUACUUCUUGCAGUUCCUGCACAUGUUCUGGUGGAAAGUGGAAUUGCAAAGAUACACCAUGUUCUUCAACUUGUUCCAUUGAAGGAGGGUCCCAUGUUACAACUUUUGAUGUUACACAUUUCACUGUAUAUGGAGAUUGCACGUAUGUGCUUUCCAAGGUAUGUGAUGAUGAAAAUUUUAUUGUCCUGGGAGAACUAAGGCCUUGUGGGAGAAAAGACACUGAGACCUGUCUGAUGGAAGUUAUCAUUAUUUUGAACAGUGGCCAAACUACUAUUGAAGUAAGAUCUACCGGCGAAGUGUAUGUUAAUUUUUUGUAUACUAUCCUGCCAAUUUCUUCAGGGCCCUUCACCAUGUUACAACCUUCACCCUUCUACAUUGUCUUUGAUUAUGUUGAUGGUAUGCAAGCAAUAAUCCAGCUUGUACCUGUAAUGCAACUCUACGUGGUUUUGGACCCUAAAUAUAAAACUAAAACUUGUGGAAUCUGUGGAAACUUCAAUGACAUACAGGGAGACGAUUUCCUAACCAUUAGUGGGGUGAUUGAAGGUUCUGCAGCAGCAUUUGUUAACACCUGGAAAACAGACGCUAACUGCCCAAGCGUGAAGACAGUAUUGGAAGACCCAUGUGCCCUUAGCUUGGAAAAUGAGGAUUACGCAAAACACUGGUGUAGUCUUCUUACUGACUCUGAAAGUGUCUUCAGUCAGUGUCACUACGUAGUGAACCCAAAUGUUUUCUACAAGAAUUGCUUGAGUGACACUUGUUCCUGUGAGAAUAGUGAAGAGUGUAUGUGUGCUGCUUUGUUCUCCUACGUCCGAGCCUGUGCUGCCAAAGAUGUGAUACUGACAGACUGGAACAGCUUAGUUUGCACCAACUACAGGUCAGUUUGCUCCAAUAACCAGGUGUUCAGCUACACUAUCAGCUCCUGUCUACCAACCUGCGGCAGUCUUAGCCUCUCAGACUCUAUGUGCGAGAUAUAUUUUGAUCCCCUGAUGGGAUGCAGUUGUGGCAAAGGAUUAUACCUGGAUGAUGAUGGCAAAUGUGUACCUCCAUCUCUUUGCCCAUGUUACUACCGAGGAUCUCCUAUACAAUCAGGAACCACUAUUAAUGAAGGAGGAGUAAUAUGCACCUGUACACAAGGAAAACUAAACUGCACUGGAAAUGAAAUUUCAGACUGUGUGGAUCCAAUGGUUUAUAUUAGUUGCAAAAAUGCUACACCAGGCACUCCAGGAGCAGAGUGUUUUAAAAGCUGUGAGACUCUGGACAUGCACUGUUAUAGCAAAAGGUGCAUUCCGGGUUGUGUCUGCCCUAAUGGGCUUGUGUUUGAUGGCAAAGGUGGCUGCAUCAGGGAUACAGACUGUCCAUGUAUCCACAACGAGGCAAUGUAUGCCCCAGGGGAUGAGAUAAAAAUUAGAUGCAACACCUGUGUUUGCAAGGACAGGAUGUGGAACUGUACAGAGAAUGUUUGUCUGGCGACUUGCAAAGUGUAUGGAGAUGGGCAUUAUAGUACUUUUGAUGGACAGAUCUAUAGUUUUGGAGGAGAAUGUGAAUAUACUCUGGCGAAGGAUCACUGUUCUUCAAAUGACACUGGCAGCACCUUUAGAGUUAUCACUGAGAAUAUUCCAUGUGGCACUACAGGAACUACAUGCUCUAAAUCCAUCAAAAUCUUCCUAAAUGGUUAUGAACUUGUUCUUCUCGAUGAUCAUCUGAAUGUGAUACAAAGAGGUAACGAUACUAAAGUCCCAUACAGAGUGCGUUUAAUGGGCAUUUAUAUGGUUAUUGAGACUAACCAAGGCUUGCUGCUUGUGUGGGAUAAGAGGACAACCAUCUAUAUUAAAGUCACUAAUAUCUUCCAGGGAAUGCUUUGUGGGCUGUGUGGCAACUACGAUGGCAACAGAAACAAUGAUUUUACCACCAGAACCAAUGCUGUUGUUGGGAAUGUCGAAGAAUUUGCAAACAGCUGGAAGUUGUCUCUGGCAUGUCCAGAUGCAAAACUCAACAAGGAUCCCUGUGCCUUGAAUCCAUACAGAAUGGCUUGGGCUCAAAAGCAGUGCAGUAUUAUCUACAGUGGGGUUUUCGCUGCGUGUCAUCCACAUGUUGACCCAUCCCCAUACUAUGAUGCUUGUGUUUCUGACACAUGUGCUUGUAAUACCGGAGGGGACUGUGAGUGUUUUUGCACUGCUGUUGCUGCCUACUCCCAGGCAUGUGGAGAAUUCUUUAUAUGUAUUUAUUGGAGGACCCCAACAAUUUGCCCUAUGUUCUGUGAUUACUAUAACAAGGAAAAAAGGUGUGAAUGGCAUUAUAGGUCGUGCGGAGCACCUUGCUUAAAGACCUGUAGAAAUCCAAGCGGAAAAUGUUCCUAUGAGUUGGGUGGCCUUGAAGGAUGUUACCCUAAAUGCCCAAAAGACGCACCGUACUUUGAUGAAGAUGACAUGGAAUGCGUAUCAAAAUGUGGCUGCUUAGAUGAGGACAGAGUAUAUUAUAAGUUGGGAUCCCAGAUGCCCUCCAAUGAGACUUGCUUUACCUGUUACUGCACCGAGAAUGGCCCUAUGUGUUCGCCUAAUGCUAAAGCCUGUGUUUGUAUAUAUGAAGGCCGAAUGUACAACUACAAUCAAACCAUAUACAGCACUACAGAUGGAAUGGGAGGAUGUAUUACUGCGAUAUGCAAGGAAAAUGGAACCAUCCAUCGAGAUGUCUCUCCAUGCCUAUCCACCCUCACGCCACCAUUUACCUUUUCAACUGUACCCACUACAGCAAGAACAAAAGUCACUAAAAUGACAACAACAUUAUGCGUUUUUGAGCAAUGUGAAUGGUCCCAGUGGUUUGAUGUCAGUAAUCCAGCAACACAGAAUGGGGAUGAUGAUGAAACAUACCAAAACAUACAAAAUAAUGGAUAUAAUAUUUGUGAAAAUCCAAAAGACAUUCAUUGCGAAGCAGAUAAUUCAUCUACUGUACCAUUUGGAUUAAAGAACAAUAUAAUAUGUAAUGUAUCCAUCGGGUUGUUCUGCAAUAAUUCUAAUCAGCCACCAGAUGUCACUUGUCUCAACUACCAGAUUCAAGUUUUAUGCUGUAGCUUUGUGCCAUGUGAAUUGCUAACAUCUACAGAGAGUCCUUCAACUACAUCAUAUCUGACCUCCACAAAAGUAAAGACAACAACACAAACAAGUGCAACAAGUCAUACUACUACUACACACACAAGUAAGAAAUCCACUCAGCUUUCAACUGUGCAUACCAGUACAACUAGUAUAUCUCCCACAGCAUCAACGUUAACUUCAAAAUCAACCAGCCACACAACAAAACUGGCUUCCACAGUUCCUAGUACAAAAAUAGAAACAACAAAAAAAACAAGUGCAAGAACACCCAUAUCAGGAACGGAAAGGCUGCCAUACUCAUCAGUAUCAUAUUCAACAUCUGUCUUCUGUUCACCAGGUUGUUACUGGUCACCGUGGUUUAAUCUCAACAGCCCAUCCCCUGGAAUAAGUGAUGGUGACUUUGAGAAUCUCAAAGCUAUACAGUCAGUCGCACAAAUCUGUACAAACCCCGAUGACAUUGAGUGUAGGGCAGUAAUGUUUCCUAACACGUCAUUGAAUGAGCUGGGGCAAAAGGUAAUCUGUGAUGUAUCAGAUGGAUUGGUGUGCCUCAACAAGGACCAGACUCCGCCAAUGUGUUAUGAUUAUGAGAUUAGCUUCCACUGCUGUGAUGACUAUAGCAAGUGCAUCACAACACCACAACUUCCCACAGAAACAACACAUAAAACAACAUCAUUGUCUCCACAUGUCACCACUACUACACUAACAAAGAAAUCCACCAUACUUUCAUCUCUAUCAACUCACCGUACAAGUAUAUCUCCCACAGCAUCGAGGCUGACUUCAAAAUCAACCAGCCACACAACUAAAAGUAUAGGUACUUCCCCAGAACUAACACAUGUAACAAAAAAGGUAUCAACUGCACCUACUGUAAUCAGUACAACAAAAUUGGCUUCCACAGUUCAUAGUACAAAAAUAGAGACAACAAAAAAAACAAGUGCAAGAACACCCAUAUCAGGAACUGAAAGGCAGCCAUACUCAUCAGUAUCAUAUUCAACAUCUGUCUUCUGUUCACCAGGAUGUUACUGGUCACCAUGGUUUAAUCUCAACAGCCCAUCCCCUGGAAUAAGUGAUGGUGACUUUGAGAAUCUCAAAGCUAUACAGUCAGUUGCACAAAUCUGUACACACCCCAAUAACAUUGAGUGUAGGGCAGUAAUGUUCCCUAAUAUAUCAUUGAAUGAACUGGGGCAAAAUGUAAUCUGUGAUGUAUCAGAUGGAUUGCAGUGCCUCAACAUGGACCAGACUUCGCAAAUGUGUUAUGAUUAUGAGAUUCGCUUCCACUGCUGUGAUGACUAUAGCAAGUGCAUCACAACACCACAACUUCCCACAGAAACAACACAUAAAACAACAUCAUUGUCUCCACAUGUCACCACUACUACACUAACAAAGAAAUCCACCAUACUUUCAUCUCUAUCAACUCACCGUACAAGCAUAUCUCCCACAGCAUCGAGGCUGACUUCAAAAUCAACCAGCCACACAACUAAAAGUAUAGGUACUUCCCCUAUACUAACAUCCACAACAAAAAAGAUAUCAACAACAAAAACAGUUGUUUCUCCUGUGGUAACCAGAACAAAAGUUUCCACACCAUUGAUUUCAACACAUUGCUAUUGUCUUGUAAAUGGAACCACAUACUCACCAGAUGAUAUUAUUUAUAAUCAGACAGAUGCAUCUGGCUGCUAUUACUAUGGCUACUGCAAUAGAAAUUGUACCAUUGAAAGAAGUCGUGGACCUUGUUUAUCAAGUACUCCUGCAACAUCUGUUCAUACAACUAUAACCCGAGCAACAACUAGCACUAAACACUCUACGCUGACUCCUGCAAAAACAUCUAUGCAUACCACUUCUGUGACAGCUGUUCAUACAACUUCAACACCAACAACUGUGAAGCCUGUCAAGACGUCCACACAUAUCCCAUCUGUGACAUCUGUGCAUACAACUUCCACUCCAGCAACAACAGGUGCCAUAUCCUCAACUGUGAAACCUGCUAAGACAUCCACACAUACCACAUCUGUGCAUACAACUACCACUCCAGCACCAACAGGUGCCAUAUCCUCAACUGUGAAACCUGUUAAGACAUCCACACAUACCACAUCUGUGACAUCUGUGCAUGCAACUACCACUCCAGCAACAACAGGUGCCAUAUCCUCAACUGUGAAGCCUGCCAAGACGUCCACACAUACUACAUCUGUGACAUCUGUGCAUAGAACAACCACUCCGGCAGUAACCAGUACCACAUACUCAUCAAUGACUCCUGCCAAGACAUCCAAGUUUGUGACAUCUAUUCAUUCAACUAGUGCUCUACUAACAACAACUACCAUGCCACCAACAGUGACACCUGUCAAGGCAUCAACAUCAAUUACAGUUACUAAAGGACCAACAACAACCUCUUGUGCAUACCCAAUGUUUCCUGUAACAGAGGCUAACGUUACAGUAGAAGGAUGCCCUCCAAAAAAGACAAAUGAAAAGUGGAACCUUGACAACUGCACAGUGGCCACAUGCCGUGGGAACAAUAUUGUUACUCUUGAACAAGUGUCAUGCCCUGUUGUGAAAAAAAUUAAUUGUGCUACUCGUUCUCAGCCUACACUGGUGUACAACCAUAAUGGUUGCUGCUAUGAAUAUGAAUGUGAGGGUGUCUGUGUUGCAAUGGAGAACAACCAGUACAUGACCUUUGAUGGGACCACAUAUGAAUUUUUCAACAACUGUACCAAUAUUCUAGUGCAAGAGAUCAAUGACAAAUAUCACUUUAUGAUCCUUGUAAGCAAUGACUACUGCAGUGACCUCAGUGAUGCAAAAUGUCCACAAACAUUCAUUAUUUUUUUUGAAACCAGUACAGUGACAUUGAUGCGCUUCAUGCAAAAUGGCGAAAUGAACAAACAGAUUAUGUUCAACCAAAAUAUUGUAUCACCUGGAUUUACUAAGGAUGGUUUCACCAUAUCCAGUACUGGGGUUGACAUUAUUGUGGGCAUUGAAGCUAUAAAAGCUCGCAUUAUCUUUAGUGACACUCUGUUUAUGUUAACAUUACCUAUGAGCAUGUUUUAUAACAACACUGAAGGUCUUUGUGGCACCUUUACGAACAACAGAUCAGAUGACUGCCUUUUUCAAAAUGGAACAUAUGCUUCAGACUGUUCCCAAGUAGCUUCAUCCUGGAACGUUAAUAAUGUUACAGAUACACUCUGUAGCCUGAAUCCAGCCCUCUUACCUACAGAAGAAACUCCUACAAUAUCCACAUGUAUUGCAACUAAUUUAUGUGACAUCAUAAUAAGCACGGUAUUUGAUCCUUGUCAUGAAAACGUUCCACCCGACACCUACUUCCAGAUGUGUAUGAAUACAGCCUGUCAAACUAAUAAUGAGAAUAACCUCUGCUCCAUCUUAGAAUUAUAUGCCAAUCAGUGCCAGCUGCAGGGAAAGUGUGUAGACUGGCGACAUAGUACUGACAACAAGUGUGCAUGUAUUGGCCCCGAUGGAAUGCCCAAAAUGCCUGGAUCAUCCUGGACGACUGGCUGCCAUGACUGUGUUUGUGAAAUGAACUCAGUAACUGUGGAGUGCAAGCCAGUCCUGUGCACCCCACCAGUCAUUCCCUCUUGCACACGUCCUGGCUAUACUUUAGUUGAAGUCAAAGAUCCACAACAACCAUGCUGUCCAAAGUCUGAAUGCCAAUGCAAUAGAAGCUUAUGCCAAAAUACAACAACAGCAUGUCCUCUUGGGUUCCAGUUAACAGUCCCUGAUGCAAAAGGAGAAUGCUGUGUCAUUAAUGAAUGCAAACCUAUGAAUGUUUGCGUUGAAAAUGGAACAAUAUAUCUACCAAACCAAGUUAUACCGUCCCUUUUGCCUGAUGUCUGCGCAGAGUGUACCUGCACUUCCGACACAGAUCCAGUCAGCAUGAUAAACGCAGUGGCUUGUCUUUCAAAGGAAUGUGUUAUGAUGUGCCAAGAGGGUUUCAACUAUACAGUACAGGAAGGACAGUGCUGUGGUACCUGUGUGCAGGUGGCGUGCAUCAUGACUGUAGAAAAUGAAACAAUACUUAUUCAGCCUGGAGAAACAUGGCACAUGCCUGGCAAUAACUGCUCCUCCUAUUCAUGCCAAACAACUGAAGGCCAUAUUGUUCUUACGAAUGUGCACACACCGUGCACCGUGUUAAGUCAAAGUGAUUGUGGGACGGGUUAUCGAUACACAAUUGAAGCUGGCGAUUGCUGUGGAAAGUGUGAAAUGUUGACCUGUAUAGUUACCCUGGACAACAACUCUACCCAUGUCUUGCAGCCUGGUGAUGUCUGGUCUCCAGCAGAUAAUCCUUGUGUGACACAUGAAUGCACUCACAAUUUUAACACUGUUUCUCUGGAUUCCAAAGUAAAACUGUGUGUGAUUAACUGUGGACAGGGAUAUAAAUAUAAAGAAAUUACAGGCGAAUGUUGUGGAGAGUGUAUUAAAGUGGCAUGUUCCCUAGACAUGGAUAACAUGACAAAAAUAUUGCAGCCUGGGGAUACCUUCAUUCCUCCAAACAACGCCUGUAUAAAAUAUGUUUGUAGCCAAGCAUAUGAACUGGUGGCUGAGAAGACUUCCUGUCCAGAGUUUAAUGCUGCAGAUUGCAAAGAAGGCACAAUCAACAUGACUGCCGAUGGCUGCUGUAUGACUUGUGAGAUGGAGGCUGUUCAGAAAAAUUGCUCAUUGUACAGCAUGUCAACAGAAAUACAAUCUGGAGGCUGUAUAUCAGCAGUCCCGGUGGAUCUAACAUACUGUGCAGGGACUUGCAGUUCAUCAUUCAUGUACUCCCUGGUUACGAACAUGAUGGAGACUACAUGCACGUGUUGUAUAGCAUUAAGGUCUGCUAUAAAGGAAAUAAAUCUCAUGUGCCCUGAUGGGAGCAGUAUAUCUUCCUCCUACACAUAUGUGGAAGAGUGUGGCUGUAGUGUUCCUUCUUGUCAAGAUAUUAUAAACAAUGGCGAGAAUAGUCAGGCACCUCCCCCCCCACCUUAAGAAGUCAGCAAACUACCCACCUAGAAGUGUCUAUUGAAGCUCCUGUCCAUAUUUUCUGUUUUUACUCAAGCCAUUAUUGCUUGCUUUUGAAUGGUUAAAAUCGAAAAAUUCAGUAGCGCUUAAGCUUACUUAGUUUAUAGUGCCAUAUAUAAAUAAAUAUGUUAAGAUACAUGUACCUUAAAGAAAUGACAUUUUGUUUAACACUAAAAGAGGCCUAAACUAAACAAAGAAAAACGUGCUGGUUUGCAAUACUGUAAAAAUCAAUGUUGGGUCAACCUAUUGGCUUAUCAAAUGGAAAAAGGAUGAAGUACAGAGUUGUAAUUCCUAUUAAAAAUAAAGAAGAAUAAACAAACAAAA